Molecule: messenger RNA, 1938 nt
Organism: Closterium sp. Yama58-4
Lineage: Eukaryota; Viridiplantae; Streptophyta; Zygnematophyceae; Desmidiales; Closteriaceae
Source: the annotation of a GenBank genome assembly
AUGGCGCUCUCUUCUCCAAAGAGCGCGACUCCUUUCGUUCCACCCUCCCUCUCGUCUUCAGCCGUCGACGAACGCAACUGGAACGCCUCUGCCGCCAUCACCGAAUUCUACCGCUCUCCGAUGCACUCGACCACUGCUUCACGGGAUGGGCAGAAAAAUCCGGCGCCGCGGCCGCCGCUAGCUAAGGCUCUGACUCCAGGGGCGCGUCCAACGCAGUCUUUCAACGGUCGAUCACGGGGCAUGUUUCAGGUUCGGACGCUCGACGCGGAGCGGGAUACGCGGGAUUGGGAGGGGGAUGCGGAAAUGCGAAGCAGUGGCGGGAUGGAAGAACGGAGCGGAAGGGGGGGCGCGGCGGAACGGAGUGGGCGCGAGUUGGGCCGGUGCGGCAGCGAGAGGACCGCUGCGGACCGCGCCGGCGGAAACGAGUUCUCGUUUUCAACCAGCUCGUCCUUUCGCGAAACGGUUUCGUUGAGCACCGAUGCGCCAUCGCGUCGCAAUGAGUUUUCGCGCCGCGACGACUCGAUUGGAAGUGCGACCGGCAUUUACGCUCACGCUCACACUUUCACGUCGGCUAAUCCUCCCCUUUCCUCCUCCGGACCGCGCUCCGCGUCGCUCGAGCGCAGCCCCGAAAGCUACGGCGUGAAGAGCGCCGUGAGCAACGCCGACAUGUACGCUUUCUGCCCGCUCGCCGUCGCGAGCAGCACCCCCGGCCGCCGCCCUCCUCGCAGAGGGAUCGGCGGAAGCGGAAGCUUCUCCGGGCGGCACGCGCGCUCCCCUUCGCCACAGCGCGCCGCGGCCCCAGCUCCUCCGGUGGAGCCCCUCCGUCUCGGCCCGCUAAUUGCGGCGAUUGGUCAAGCGGACGUCACCGCGAUCCGCGACGCAGUGAAGGCGGUGCGCGCGGCGAUUAAGGCGACCCCGGAGAAUAAGAAGCGGUUGAUCCAAGCAGGCGGGGUCCAGUUCCUGAUUAAUCUCGUCGCCGAGUCGCCUGACGGCGACACGGUCGAGCACGCGGUGACCGUUCUGUACAACGUGUGUCGCGAGGAAGGUGGGCGCGACGCGAUCGUCAGCGGCGCGGAGGGCGGGCUGGAGGCGCUGGUUAAGGCGCUUCGGGCGGAGAAAUCAGCGGCGCGGGAGAACGCGGCGGCUGCGCUGUUCUGCCUUGCUUGGGGCAUCCAGACCGCCAGCGGCGGCGGGAAAGGCGGAAGGGGGUCAAGAGGGCCGUCGCCGUCGCGCCCAACCAGGGGACGAUCCACGUCAGUCGGCGCUAUUUCCACGUCACCAGCGGUGUCCGCCAGGUCAUCGCCGCACACCCCGUCCCUUCCCCCCUCCCCGAGUUUAAAGUCCCCCACGGCGUCUACCGCCUUGCUGCGCUCCCCUUACGACUCGAGGGAAUUCUCAGGUGUUUUCUCAGGUGCUGGCAACAGUCCCAGCCAGCCUGAGGGUUCAGCGCAAGCAGCAGCAGGGGUUAAUGAUGUUACAUCCGGAGCAGGGGAAGCCGCAACAGGGCCAGCAGAGGCGGCAGCUGCUACAGCCAGGACGGAGGCUACCCCUGGCGCUGCGGAUGCUACAGCUGGGGAAUCGAACGAGGAUUUGGAGAAUAGAGCGAUGGCGUUGGUUUCGUUCAUUGCGUGUUCGUCGAUGGGUAGGCGCGCGAUCAAGGAGGCGAAAUCCGCGAACGGUAACGGAGGGUUAGAAGUUAUCGCGGACGUAUUGGAUUUGACCACGUCACAAAAGGCUAGGCAGGAGGCUGUAAGCGCGUUGUUGCUGCUGGCGAGGCAUGACGAGGAGGCGAGGAGGGUGAUUAGUCGCGAAGGGGUUGUGCCUGCGCUGCAUAGGGUUACCCGCGAGGCGAAGGGUUCUGCCGGGGACAAGGCGAAGGAAUUACUCGUCUUGUUGCGAGAGCUGUCCGCUUCUGGCCAGUUGCAGGCAGCAGCUUAA